Messenger RNA from Apiotrichum porosum, 750 nucleotides. RefSeq lists its product as uncharacterized. Lineage: Eukaryota; Fungi; Basidiomycota; Tremellomycetes; Trichosporonales; Trichosporonaceae. Gene Ontology annotation, cellular component: cytoplasm. Bases 1 to 750 code for a protein of 249 amino acids. The record is from RefSeq and is a predicted model, not a curated record. Gene Ontology annotation, molecular function: aldehyde-lyase activity. The transcript is spliced from 4 exons.
AUGACCAACGCCGUCUACCCCACCGCCCACACGACUCAGGUCUCCAACCCUCGUCUCCGACUCCUCAACCAACUCAAGUCGGGGCAGAAGGGCGUAAUGACCUUCAUGGCCAUCCCGUCCAUCGAUAGAGCUGACUCCCAGGCCGUCAUCAUUGACUGCGAACAUGGCCACAUUGGUGACGACUCGAUGCACAACGCCGUCGCUGCCAUCUCGGCACUGGGGGUUAGUCCUCUUAUUCGAGUCAGGGCCACGGCACCCGACCUCCUCAAACGCGCUCUCGACACUGAGGCUGCCCAAGUUGUCGCCUACUCCAAGUUUCCUCCACAGGGCCUCCGCGGUCAGGGCUCCGCCUUCCCAGCCAUCGGACACGGUCUUACAACCCCCGAGUACAUGCAGAGUGCCAACCAGACUAUCCUCACCAUCGUUCAAAUCGAAACUCGCCAGGGCGUCGAGAACGUGGAGGAGAUUGCCGCCGUGGACGGCAUCGACUUCCUCUUUAUUGGCCCGAAUGACCUUGCCCAGUCGUUGUUGGGAUACACACCUGCCCGAGGAGACGAGCCGGUCUUUGUUAACGCCAUUAACCGCAUCGAGGCCGCCGCGAGGAGGCACGGCAAGUGGUUUGGUCGCCUGGUGAAUGACGGUUCUUUGGCCAAGCAGGCCUUCAAGACCUUCGACGCUGUGGCGAUCACUGGUGACACCAAGGCUAUCACAAACUGGUACACUGCGGAGAUUAAGGAGGCUAGGUCGUAG